UCUCAGUCACAUCUCCGUCUCACCUUCUCUUUUUCUCUGCUCAUCUUUCCCACGCGCAGACAAAGAGGUUAUCAGGUUAGGUUCAAGAGAUCAAGAGGUUAUCAGGUUUUGCAGCUUCCAAGCUUAUUACAUGGAUGAGAAGUGGAAAAUAUCAAAGAAGGAAGCUUCGGGUAUCCAUUGUUCAUCAAGUUCUUCAAAGUUUUCCUCUCUCACGAGGAGUUUUUCAACGAAGAGCAUUUCUUCCAAGUCUCCUCUCCUUAGGAGUUCUUCACAGAAGAGCUCAUGUUCUUCUUCUUCCUCCUCAUCUAAAUAUCCACUACCCCGAAGUUUUUCGCAGAAGAGCUCAUCUAUUUCGCGUAAAUGUAGUAGCUUGGCCAAGGAACAGAAGGCAAGAUUUUACAUUAUGAGGCGCUGUGUUGCCAUGCUUGUUUGCUGGCAUAAGCAUGGAGAUUCUUGAAGGACAAGAGAUGGAGAUGAUCAUAUAUAUAUAUAUAUAGAUCGGCAGGGAAGGAUCCUCCAGGUUCCUUUCCCUCUUCUCCACUUGUUUCUGCAGGAUGGUUCUUGGUCGUGUUUGUCUGGAAACUCAUGGAUUUCCAUCCAUUGGAUCAGGAACAGAUAAAAAUGUCACAGAGUUUUCCUUGCUUACCUCCAAUUUUUAGUUCAGUUCUGUUUGUAAUUAUAAAUGAGAGAGGGCUACAAGUUUUAUAGCUGUAAGAAAAGACUAUAUGGACAAAUAGAUUUUCUGUCAAAUCUUUAAACUAGCAAGACUUUUUUCUAAUCUUUUCUUCCUCCUUUUUCUCCCAGUGGUUUCUUUUUGUUUUCCCCUUGAGACAUUAAUCAAAAACAGAUCUCAAUAUCA
Molecule: messenger RNA, 859 nt
Organism: Theobroma cacao (cacao)
Lineage: Eukaryota; Viridiplantae; Streptophyta; Magnoliopsida; Malvales; Malvaceae
Biological process (GO): negative regulation of cell population proliferation
Source: RefSeq, a predicted model, not a curated record